Molecule: messenger RNA, 1751 nt
Organism: Thermothelomyces thermophilus ATCC 42464
Lineage: Eukaryota; Fungi; Ascomycota; Sordariomycetes; Sordariales; Chaetomiaceae
Exons: 6
Coding region: 289-1641 (450 amino acids)
Cellular component (GO): COP9 signalosome
Source: RefSeq, a predicted model, not a curated record
AUCGCAGUCAUUCUCCCAGAAUCACACCUCGGCGACCGAGCUUUCCCGAUAUGAAGCAGGGUCCUUUGGGCUAAAGAGAAAAAAAUAGAAAACAACACCAUUCGAUAUUUCUGAGACGCAAACCGCGGUAUCUAGGCGCAAGGCCCACUUGGGUCAGCCUUAGGCGAUAACUUGGUCCUUCUUGUUCGAAACAUGCUUGUUUCGCUUUCAUCUGAAGUUCCCCAGCACAGCUCGCAGCCUCGUCGCCCCCCGCGUCAACCACGUCCCAGCAUCCUGCAACCGACAAAGAUGGCGGACUCUCUGCUGGCUUUCUUCACCCUUAUGGAUAAUCAAGACGGGGUCAUCGUUAGAGAACCGCCCAAGUUUGAUCUCGACCUCUACAUUCAGAACUACAAAGGCCGUACGCGCUUCGACCGUCUCUUCCUUAUCGGACGCAGCUCGGUGCCGCUAUGUGUCGAUGCUCUGAAAGCAGCAAUCGCCGAAGCCAAGCGAGGCAAAGAUACGAACAGGUACAGGGAGGCAGUUGAGUGCCUGCGGAUUGCGGCGCCCUCGGAACCCGAGGCAACCUACGACCAGGCAUGGCUGGAGACACAGGAGGCGGCAAACAAGGCCGAGACGAACCGCUUGUUGACGGAGCUUAAAGGGUACAAGAACAAUUUGAUCAAGGAGAGCAUCAGGAUGGGCAAUGAGGACCUCGGCAAGCACCUAGAGAGCAUCGGAGACCUUAACGCGGCAGCCGAGACGUACGCUAAAAUGAGGCCGGACGUCAGUACCCCCAAGCAAUUCCUCGAUGUCGGCAAGCACCUGGUUCGCGUGUCAGUGCAGCGUCGUGAAUGGGGAAUGGUGAGCGCCCACCUCAGCAAGAUGGGGGGCGCCCACCAUGCCGAGGAGGAAAAAGCUGUUCAGCCGUACUUGAAGAUCGCCCACGGCAUUGCGCUUCUCGGGCAGGAAAAGUAUAGAGAGGCUGCCUUUAGCUUUCUCUCGGCCGAUUCCAGCAUCUCCGGUUCAACCUACAGCGAGCUCGCGAGCCAAAGCGACGUCGCGGUUUACGGCGGCCUCCUCGCCCUCGCAUCUAUGGACCGAAACGAGCUACAGAGCAAUGUGCUGGAUAACGCUCAGUUCCGAACCUUCCUCGAGCAAGCACCGCACAUCAGGCGUGCGGUUGCGCAGUUUGUGAGCGGCAGAUACUCGGCCUGCAUCGGCAUCCUCGAGUCGUAUCGUCCGGAUUACCUCCUCGAUAUCUACCUCCAGAAACAUAUCCCCAACAUCUAUUCCCAGAUCCGGAGCAAGUGCAUCAUUCAGUACCUGCUCCCAUUCUCGUGCGUCAGUCUCGAGACCAUGGAGAAGGCGUUUGGCCGACCUGACCAGCGCAUCGAGGAUGAGCUGGCCGAUAUGAUUCAAUCUGGCGCGCUGAGCGCUCGGAUUAACAUGGUUGACAGGCUUGUAACAACCAAGGCCGCGAAGCCGAGAGCGCAGAUGCAGGAUACGGCGCUCCAGGCAGCCGAGGAGUACGAGAGGCAGGCUCUCGAACGUCUCCGGCGGAUGGGCCUCGCUGCGGCAGACCUCGAGCUCAGGGGCAGUAAGAAAACGAGCCUCUUCCCCAGUGAAGGAGAGCUCAUGGUGGAGGAAACACUGGGCUGAACUUAUAUUGGCUGGCCAAGAGGGGGGAAAAAAAGGCGCGGUUCUAUCGGUUGCUCGUUAUUGCAUUACACAGGAGGCGAGGCGAGGCGCUUUCGGAGCACAGAGGCAGA